UUAGAAACCCUAGAGGCAACUAUGACAUUGUAAGAAACCUAAGGGAACGGGGUGUUAGGGUUUAAGAGCAGAAAGGGUUUUUGUGCUCGUUGGUUCUGUUUUCUAUAUUCGUAUAUCGUCUCCAUUUCUGCAUUUCCUUACUCGCAUUCCAUUAUGUGGGCAAUUCGAAGAGCCUCUGUCCGUAUCAAGUCCCAACCUUCUUCAUCAGUAACUUUCCGUUCUUCCUCUGCUAAAUUUGAAACAACAAGUUCCAGUUACACUGACAACACUAACUUCAGCGAGCCACCACCACUUGUAUCCAACAGAUCCCUACCAAUAAAUAGAUUUUAUUCCCAGACACAUGGCAAUCAAAGCUUCUUGAUCGGGAAUCAUAGCUUUUCCUCACAGGCUGGAACAGAGAGUAGUGGGGAAGAAGAUGAUGCUCAAAACAAUAGUUUUUCUUUUAAUGAUAUUAGUGACAGUGGACUGAUUUCUGAAGCUGACAAGUCUGAAUCUGAAUCUGAAUCUGAAGAUGAUGAUAUUGCUGUGAAAGAGCCUCAAAAUGAGCUGAAUUUAUCAGAUAACGAGGAAGAAGAAGAAGCUGUAGAAACCAAAGGUGAAGAAAGAAGAGGUCCUUCAGGAUUGUUUAAGGUUAUGGUAAAUUCUUCAUCAAUGGUUGCUGCUAAAAAAGCUCUAGAUAAGUGGGUUGAAGACGGAAAUGAUCUAUCUAGAUCAGAAAUAUCAGGUGCAAUGUUUGAACUCAGAAGGCGAAGGAUGUUUGGGAAGGCCUUACAGCUAUCAGAAUGGUUAGAGGGGCAAGAAAAAGUAGAAUUCGGGGAGAGAGAUUAUGCAUCCCGUGUUGAUUUAUUCGCGAAAACCCGUGGAUUACAAAAAGCCGAAAGCUACAUCGAGAAGAUUCCGGAAGCUUUUCGAGGUGAAGUAGUUUAUCGAACUCUCUUAGCUAAUUGUGUUCAAAUCACCCACACAAAAAAAGCCGAACAAAUCUUCAACAAAAUCAAAGACCUCAAACUCCCAAUAACCGCUUUCUCCUGCAACCAAUUACUCCUUUUAUACAAAAGAACAGACAAACGAAAAAUAGCCGAUGUCCUACUCUUAAUGGAAAAAGAAAACAUAAAGCCAUCACUUUUCACAUAUAGAUUAUUAAUCGACACUAAAGGCCAAUCAAACGACAUAGCGGGAAUGGAACAAGUUCUUGAAACCAUGAAAACCGAAGGGUUGGAACCCGAUUUAAGAUGUCAAAUUGUUUUAGCCAAACAUUAUAUCUACGGGGGUAUAAAAGAUAAAGCAAAAACCGUUUUAAAAGAGAUCGAAGGCGACAAUCUUAAAGAGAACCGAAGGGUAGUUUCGUCUUUGUUACCUGUAUACGCAUUACUCGGAAGCGAAGACGACGUGAAACGAGUUUGGGAAAUUUGCGAAUCCGACCCGAGACUCGACGAGUGUUUAAACGCGAUUGACGCGUUCGGGAGAUUAAAAAAAGUGGAGGAAGCGGAGGUGGUGUUUGAAAAAAUGUCGAAAAAAUGGAAACAAUUAUCGGCGAAAUAUUACACUGCGAUGUUGAAAGUAUACGCGUAUAAUAAAAUGUUGACAAAAGGGAAAGAUAUGGUGAAGUUGAUGAGUGAUAACGGGUGUAGGAUCGGGCCUUUGACUUGGGAUGCUUUGGUGAAGUUGUAUUUGGAGUCGGGGGAGAUUGAGAAGGCGGAUUCGGUUUUGAAAAAGGCUUCGGAGCAAAUUCAAGGGAAGCCAUUGUUUGCUACUUAUAUGAUGAUUUUGGAUCAGUAUGCUAAAAGAGGUGAUGUACAUAAUGCUGAAAAGAUUUUUUAUAGAAUGAGACAAGAUGGGUAUGUGUCGAGGUUUAGGCAGUAUAAUUCGCUUUUGCAAGCGUAUAUAAAUGCGAAAGUUCCGGCGUAUGGGUUUAGGGAGCGGUUGAAGGCAGAUAAUGUGUUCCCGAGUAAGUCGUUGGUGGGACAGCUGGCGCAGGUUGAUGCGUUUAAGAAAACCGCGGUUUCUGAUUUGCUUGAUUAGUGAGGUAAUGGCCAUGUAUUUGAUUUCCGUUUCCAUUUCAUACCUCAAGUUACUAGAGACACGCUUACUAUCUUGUCAUUUGUCUUACCAAAGACCAUUUAACCUUUUUAUGCAUCUAGGUCUUUUAUUUUCAA
Lactuca sativa (garden lettuce) is the source of this 2156-nucleotide messenger RNA. Its product is annotated as pentatricopeptide repeat-containing protein At1g80270, mitochondrial. Gene Ontology annotation, cellular component: mitochondrion. NCBI's taxonomy places the organism in Eukaryota, Viridiplantae, Streptophyta, Magnoliopsida, Asterales, Asteraceae. The record is from RefSeq and is a predicted model, not a curated record. Gene Ontology annotation, molecular function: protein binding.